Molecule: messenger RNA, 864 nt
Organism: Cynocephalus volans (Philippine flying lemur)
Lineage: Eukaryota; Metazoa; Chordata; Mammalia; Dermoptera; Cynocephalidae
Gene: SYNPR
Product: synaptoporin
Exons: 6
Coding region: 1-864 (287 amino acids)
Cellular component (GO): synaptic vesicle membrane; synaptic vesicle
Source: RefSeq, a predicted model, not a curated record
AUGGACCCCGUGAGCCAGCUGGCCUCAGCGGGCACCUUCCGGGCGUUGAAGGAGCCCCUUGCCUUCCUGCGAGCCCUGGAAUUGCUUUUUGCAAUCUUUGCAUUUGCAACAUGCGGUGGCUAUUCCGGAGGCCUGCGGCUGAGUGUGGACUGCGUCAACAAGACCGAAAGUAACCUCAGCAUUGACAUCGCAUUUGCCUACCCGUUCAGGUUGCACCAGGUGACGUUCGAGGUGCCUACCUGCGAGGGAAAGGAACGGCAGAAGCUGGCACUGAUCGGCGACUCCUCGUCUUCGGCAGAGUUCUUCGUCACUGUCGCUGUCUUCGCCUUCCUCUACUCUUUGGCUGCCACUGUCGUUUACAUUUUCUUUCAAAACAAGUACCGGGAAAAUAACCGGGGCCCACUCAUUGACUUCAUUGUCACUGUAGUCUUUUCGUUCCUGUGGUUGGUGGGUUCAUCAGCUUGGGCGAAAGGACUGUCUGAUGUCAAGGUUGCAACAGAUCCCCAAGAAGUGUUGUCACUGAUGUCAGCUUGUAAGCAAACAUCCAACAAAUGCAUGGCUGUGCACAGCCCUGUUAUGUCCAGCUUAAACACUUCUGUGGUCUUCGGAUUUUUGAACUUUAUCCUCUGGGCUGGAAACAUAUGGUUUGUUUUCAAGGAGACCGGCUGGCAUUCCUCGGGACAGAGAUAUCUUUCAGACCCAAUGGAGAAGCAUUCUAGCAGCUAUAAUCAAAGUGGUUACAACCAAGACAGCUAUGGGUCAAGCAGUGGGUAUAACCAACAGGCAAGUUUAGGGCCAUCUUCGGAUGAGUUUGGCCAAGGCCAACAGCCUAGUGGCCCCACUUCCUUUACCAAUCAAAUUUAA